This is a messenger RNA of Cicer arietinum (chickpea), 777 nucleotides long. Lineage: Eukaryota; Viridiplantae; Streptophyta; Magnoliopsida; Fabales; Fabaceae. The record is from RefSeq and is a predicted model, not a curated record.
AUGGAUGCGACCUCCCACAGGAUUCGCUACCUGGGGAUGCGACCUCCCACUAGGUUGGCUGAAGGUGUGGAUCGUUACAUGGCCAUGCGAUUUCCUGAUAAACUAAAAUGUCAUGGUCAUGCCAACAAAAAACCGAACGAAGCCAUAUUACCGUAUUUGCAACAAGCUGGAUUUGGUGAAGUGAUCAAACUUGGAAACUACAAGAUCGAUGUCGGUUUGAUUACUGCUAUGGUUGAAAGAUGGAGACCAGAAACUCAUACUUUUCAUCUUUCGUUAGGUGAGUGCACAAUAACUUUAGAAGACGUAUACUAUAUUUUAGGAUUAAAUGUGUCUAGUUUUCCUAUUAGCGGUUCAAAUUUUGUGAAUGUUAAAGAUGUUUGUCAAGAAUAUUUAGGAGUUAUCCCACCUGAGGGAGCAACAAAGGGUAAUUUUAUUAAAUUAAAAUGGAUCAAAGACACUUUUGACAAUGUUGGUGAAAACGCAUCAGAAGUAGAAAAACAAGCAUCAUGUCGAGCAUAUAUAUUACGUAUGAUUGGAGGAUUGUUGAUGCCAGACAAAUCCAAUAAUCGUGUACAUUUAAAAUAUCUUUCAAUCUUGGGCGAUUUAAAUAAAGCAUCCCACUAUAGUUGGGGUUCGGCAGUUUUAGCAACACUCUAUAGAGAAUUAUGCCUUGCUACGAAACCCAACGUAAUGUCGAUGGGAGGAUGUGCAUUGUUGUUGCAAAACUGGGCAUGGUAUGGUUUGAGUUGUGUUGCUCCAGAUGCACCUAGUGCAUAG